GGCCAUCAGGUUCGAGAGGAUAAUAUUCAAAAACGGGAUACACUUUACCUACACCUCGGUUAGGAAUGGAAGAUAAUUUUUUUCAGUAAUAAAUUUUGUCUGGAGGAGUUAAAGAUGCAAUUUAUAGAUAAGCUUUUAAAAGACCGUGACAAGCUUGGAUGGUUUUCUGCGGCGAUUAUUUAUUUUAUAUUCCUCCGUAAUUUUGCUAUGAUUUACCUACCCCUUUUCCUUCUUGCUGCUGCCGUACAAACGACUUAUACCCCGUUCGAAACCAUAGCAACGGAGAUUACACCUAAGUUAGUUAGCAAAUGUGGAAAUGUAAAUUCAGUUGUUAAUGAUCAGUUUCAGAUGGGAUCAGAACAGCUAUUUUCUUCGAUUUCGAAUGUGAGACUUUUCUCGGCCUCACUCGUUUCAUAUUUUGGUGUCUCUCCACUCUUAUAUUUCGAUAAAGCUAAAACUAAGAAAGAUCUGGAAGAUAGAAUCCUUGAAAUUCAUAAAAAUUUAACCAUCAAUGCCCCCCUGGAUGUUAAGACCAUACGGAAAUAUUUUACUGACCGCUAUUGGACAAAAGCAGACCCAAGUGUAAACUGGUUGAAUCAUUACACACUCUCACUUCUAAGUAGUCAAGAAAAAAUGCAAAAAUUUUUAACCACCUACGAAGUAAAUUUUUUGAAGGAAUUGGACGAAAACCCUGUAGCUACUUCAGCUGAGUUAGAAGAUGCUAAAAAUUUUUACGGGGAUUUUUUGCCAAAACAUUGCAAAUUUGAACAGUAUACUCAAGCAGCUGAAACGUUAAAGGAUGCUAUGGAUAAAAUAUUAGGUGACCAUCAAAAAGCCACUUACAAAUUCACGCUUCCAAUGACCACUUUAAACUUGAUAGUUGUCCUUCUUUUCACCGUUUUGGUGUUUUUGAAUAAAAAAGAAAUAGAAAUACGCUCUAGACACCCAACUUUUUUAAUACAUCUUUUUUUAUCCGUAGUUUUCUCUUCCCUGACAGCCUUUUUAUUUGUGGCCACCGGAGUGCCUUUUAAGCCACUUAUUAUGUCCCCAAUUUUGGCAACCCUCGUUUUCGUAUUUUUCCUCUCCGGGCUCUCCGCUAUAAAUUGCCGCCAAAGAUUGAUGCAUGUUUUGUUUAACCGUCCAGAAAGAAGCUACUCUUAUUUUUUCCCUUGGUGUUACCAUUCUAUCAUAAUUGUAGCUGCUGGUUUUUUAUGCAUGGCCAGUCUUUAUGUGAAGUGGCUUAAUCAUAUAUUUACUUCAUUUGCUAUUACCUACGGGGUGAUUUUAAUUGCAGGAAUUUUUUUUUUAGUAGAAAAUUUUUGUUACUUAAUAUUGACGAGAAAGUGCUGGUUUAUGUUUGUGGAUUAUUAUUACAAUAUUCGCAUUUUCCUUCUUUUUGGGGUGCUACUAAUCCCCACGACAAUUCAUGUUAUUGCGCAUCCGCUGACAUCUGCCUCCCUCUUCUAUAUAAGCUUUGUGACGAGUUGCUACCUCGUAGAUUCUUAUACAUUGCCUUUAAUUAAAAUAUACUUAAGAAGAGCAGGAAAUCCAUUAUUUAAAGACGUCGAUUUUAUAGCACAAAAUAAAAUAUUUUAUGUGGAACAGAUAAUAGCUGAUCAAGAGCUUCGCUCUUUGUUCGUGGACUAC
This is a messenger RNA of Zophobas morio, 1647 nucleotides long. RefSeq lists its product as uncharacterized. The annotation marks the transcript as partial. Lineage: Eukaryota; Metazoa; Arthropoda; Insecta; Coleoptera; Tenebrionidae. The record is from RefSeq and is a predicted model, not a curated record. The transcript has 15 exons.